AGAGAGAGAGUCUCCCUUUUUAUGGCCCAAUCUUAUUGCAUAGAAAGAGACCCUUUUACUCUGAUAUAAGCAGCAUUAACUCCCUUCUUUGUGAUAUUCUUCUUCUCUUUUCUUCUUCUUCUUCUUCUUCUGAAAUCUUAUUUAUAGAUCUAGCCUAGCAACAAACCAGCUGGAAAAGCUCAGCUCUUUGGACUAACCAUACGCUGACCCUCUGACUGGUUUUAGCCAGCCCUUCAUGAGUAGUCUGAUUCUAGGAGUGGAACAUUUAUUGACCUGACAAGCAGUGGAAAAGCUAUUAUUGCUGCUAUAUAUUUGUGGUUUAGUUAUAGAAUAAGUACCAGAUAGAUGUCGAGAAGAACUUGGAAGAGGGUUGUCUUGAUGAGAUGAGGGAUGUUAUCGGGGUUGAUGAACUUUCUCCAGGCCUGUUUCGGGCCAAGGUCGGACCGAUAUGUUCAUUCAGGCUCCAAUUCUGUGGGGCGGCAAGACGGGCUCUUGUGGUACAAAGAUAUGGGCCAACACUCAACCGGUGAUUUCUCGAUGGCCGUUGUGCAAGCAAACAGUCUUCUCGAGGAUCAGAGCCAGAUUGAGUCGGGAAGUUUGAGCUCGAAUGAGUCUGGCCCUUUUGGUACAUUUGUGGGUAUAUAUGAUGGGCAUGGUGGGCCUGAGACAUCUCGCUAUAUCAAUGAUCACCUUUUUCAGCAUCUCAAAAGGUUCACUUUGGAGCAGCAGUCGAUGUCAGUUGAUGUUAUAAGGAAGGCCUAUCAGGCAGCAGAGGAGGGCUUCGUCUCUGUCGUGACCAGACAGUGGCCAACGAAACCACAAAUUGCAGCUGUCGGAUCGUGUUGCCUCACCGGGGUCGUCUGUGGUGGGACCCUCUACAUUGCAAACCUCGGUGAUUCACGAGCUGUCCUGGGGAGAGCUGUGAAGGCCACAGGGGAGGUUAUAGCAGUUCAGUUGUCGGAUGAGCACAAUGCAUGUAUAGAGUCCGUGAGGCAGGAGCUCUGUUCUAUGCAUCCUGAUGAUAAGCAGAUUGUUGUUUUAAAGCAUAAUGUGUGGCGUGUAAAGGGCCUCAUACAGGUCUCGAGGGCCAUUGGUGAUAUAUACUUGAAGAAGGCUGAGUUCAACAGGGAGCCGUUAUAUGCCAAAUUUCGACUUCGUGAACCUUUCAAGAGACCAAUCCUAAGUGCAGAACCAUCGAUAUCUACGCACCAUUUGCUACCGGACGAUCGGUUUGUUAUAUUUGCAUCCGAUGGGCUGUGGGAGCACCUGACUAACCAGGAAGCAGUAGAUAUCAUUCAAAAUCAUCCUCGCAGUGGAAGCGCGAGGCGGCUCGUGAAAGCUGCACUACAGGAAGCAGCGAAGAAGAGAGAAAUGAGAUACUCAGACUUGAAAAAAAUCGACCGUGGUGUCCGCCGCUUCUUCCACGAUGAUAUCACCGUGAUAGUUCUCUUCCUCGACUCAUCAAACCUCUUUGUGAGCAAAUGCCCUAGCGUAUCUGUGAGAGGUGGAGGCAUCACUUUGCCUCCCAACACGUUGGCCCCUUGCUAGUAAGUACUGGAAAUCAAUGGAAAGCUGUGGCUGUAAGUAGUAGUAGUAGGAGGAGAAGAAGCUGUUCUUUGUUAUUCUUUUCAUAUUUGGAAAAUCCUGUAACUCGUUGUACGUUCCAUGUAUAAUAUCGUGAAUACAGGGCGUGAUGCUUGAUAGAUGAAUGGGGAGCCGAUCGACCCUCAAAUUCGAUUCUUUAGUGUACACGAUGACUCUUUGUAAUAUUUUUAGAUGCUGAUGAUGAAACUGAUACUUGCCCUUUUAGCUUAA
This is a messenger RNA of Punica granatum (pomegranate), 1815 nucleotides long. Lineage: Eukaryota; Viridiplantae; Streptophyta; Magnoliopsida; Myrtales; Lythraceae. The record is from RefSeq and is a predicted model, not a curated record.